AUGCCAUUGCGUCCCCCACCAGUAUGCGGCUCCGUCUUGGACGCAAUUGGGAAUACACCUGUGGUGCUACUACGAAAUAUUGCGCCGGAAGGUUACGCAAAUGUGUACGUUAAAUUGGAAUUCUACAACCCGACAGGUUCCUACAAAGAUCGAAUGGCAAAGUCUAUGGUAGAAGAAGCCGAGCGUCGGGGGACCUUGAAACCCGGAAUGACGGUGGUUGAAGCUACUGGUGGGAGCACUGGCUCAUCGCUGGGCUUUGUCUGUGCCGCAAAGGGCUAUCGACUCCGAGUUCUAUGCUCUGAUGCAGUAGCAACAGAGAAACUACGAUCAAUGACGGCCUUGGGCGCAGACUUGGACAUUACUCAUAGUCCAUCUGGAAAGAUGACGCCAGACUUGCUCCCAACAAUGAAUCAAAAAGCGGCCGAAAUUGGCAAGGAGGAAGGUCACUAUUACACAAAUCAGUUUUGCAAUCAAGAUGCCCUGGUUGGAUACGAGAAGAUCGGUCUUGAGCUACUUGAACAGUUCCCUGAUGGUAUUGACGCAUUCUGCGGUGCUGUUGGUACUGCUGGAAUGGCCAUGGGCGUCGGCAGGGUGUUCAAGUCCAAAUCACCAUCAACGAAAAUCAUUGUAUUAGAGCCGAAAUCGGCACCCCAGCUCACUCAAGGCGUGAUGGGAACACAUUCUAUUGAAGGUGUUGCACCGGGCUUUAUUGCACCCCACCUUGACCAGGACUUGUACCACGAGGCGAGGGCUAUCGAAGAGGACGAAGCGCGUACCAUGUGCCGCCGUCUCGCCAAGGAAGAAGGCCUUCUUGUGGGUACAUCGUCGGGUCUAAAUAUCGUUGCUGCGUUGCAGUUAGCAAAAGAGCUAGGACCUGGCAAAACCGUAGUCACUGUAGCAGUGGAUUCUGGGUUUAAGUACCUGAAUGGCAACCUAUUUUAG
Molecule: messenger RNA, 942 nt
Organism: Pochonia chlamydosporia 170
Lineage: Eukaryota; Fungi; Ascomycota; Sordariomycetes; Hypocreales; Clavicipitaceae
Product: cysteine synthase A
Exons: 1
Coding region: 1-942 (313 amino acids)
Cellular component (GO): cytoplasm
Molecular function (GO): cysteine synthase activity
Source: RefSeq, a predicted model, not a curated record